GGUGAUAAUGACUUCCUAUCAAGAGUUAACGGCCGAAGGGGAGAGUAGCCCUCUGUUCACGGGCUGCUGCCGAGCAAAAGAGGUCAUAAACCGGGACCUGGACGGCAGGACUCAUCCUGAACUCUGCAGUCGUGACGAGGAAGGGAAACUGGAAGUGGAAGUCGCCUCAGGAUUUAAUACUCCGCAUCCCCGGUACUUAACUCUCUCUAAUAGUUUGACUCUGUGCACCUCUUUGGACAGCCCUCCUCCUCCUACUCCACCGUGUGAGACUCUCGAGGGCUUCUCGACACCGGCCUGCCCCCACUCGUCCCGUGUCCCCUGGCGGUGCAGGGCGCAGGGGCAGGGCUCUUCUCCAGGACGCGGAUACUGCGCGUCAAAUCCAAACCAAACACUUGAAUCCGGCUUUGGCUCACAAAUCUACUCUCGUAAUGGCCCCGAGAUUCACGUCGCCGUGGGGAGUUCAGCUGGCUCGGACUGUAACGUGGCUCAAAUGGAUGUAAGCAGUAAAACUUUUGAGUGGAUGAAAGUGAAGAGGAGUCAGCACCGGGCGGCCAGGAUGCACAUGACCUGUGGGUUCAGUAUCGUUGGCUCGGGCCUCGGUGCUGUGAAGACUGGGAGCAGCAGCAGCAGCAGCAGCAUCUGCACGGAUGGCCAUCCCACGGUGAACGGGGCCCCGAGGACCAGCUUCAGCACCAAGCAGCUGACCGAGCUUGAGAAGGAGUUCCACUUCAACAAGUACCUGACGCGGGCCAGGCGGGUGGAGGUCGCCAGCGCCCUGCAGCUCAGCGAGACGCAGGUGAAAGUUUGGUUUCAGAACAGGCGAAUGAAGCAGAAGAAAUUACAGAGAGACGGGCUGCUGUCCGAGCCGGGCCCCGCGGCAGCGCACUCACACGCGGACACUUUGGACACCUGCCCCUCUCCUGGACCGACCUCUCCAAAACACCUGCCCCUGAACUCCUGAACCGCGGGAGCUGCAUGAUGGCGAGGGCGCCUGCCUGCCUGCCUGCAGAUGUUUUGAUUCCCGUUUGCAUCGGUUUCAAUCAGGCUUCACCUUUAUUUGCUUACCACGAUGGAUGCUUAUCGCAAGAAGCGCAAUGGCAAGUUUCUUCAUGCAAGAACGGGUCAAAACAAUUUGUCAUCCUCCCCCGGCUGCAGACUGGCGCUCUGAUUUGAAUAUUAAAAUUCAAGUCAGUGCAUCGCGCUCCUAUCUACACAAUGGAAACGAAGAAACAAAAUUAUAUUAAUUGUCCAUAGAAACUGUGGCAGACAAUUUGUUUAUUUAUUUUGUACAAUUUAUCCAGUACUUGAAUAUAUUUAUUCACCAGAGCACGUGCCUCCUAAUGUGUUUAAAAUAAUUUGUAUUUAUUUAAAGCUCAUAUUUGAUAAUAUUUAUUGUAUUGACACAGAUAUGUUUAGCACGUUUUACUAAUUAUUCAACCUGCUUUUGAAACAGUCAUGCAGAUUUCUUUUUAUAUUCCUUGUCUGUGACACACUUGAGUAAAAAAGUCACCUGCUAUAAACAAAGCCAAUCUUUAACAUGUGAGCAGAUAAUUAUCAGGCUAAUUUAGCAGAGCUUUAAUGCUGCUUUAAUGUCGCUGCUUUAUUUUGUCCGAUUAUAAGCUUCCCAAUAAUCCCUCCUUCCACGGAAAGAUUAAAAUGCCAUAAUUGACUGAUGGAUUUAUUGACCGCUCGUAUUAAGAGUAUUGAUCCGUGGUGAUCCAUCUAUCCGAGGCACAAAUCUGGGAGCAUUUGCAUGCAUCUGUAACUGCAUGUUAAUGGAAUGUAGAAACAUCACGAUCGGGAGUUGUUGCGUCUUUUAUUACCUCUAUAUACAUGCAUCAGAAAAUGAUAAUUUAGCUUGAACACUCAUGCGGGAGAGCAGACAAUAAAACGCUGUCUGUGCUGUUUUGCAGAUCAACCAAUAAAUUGUGUGGCCCCAGCAGCUCGCGAGCUGCUAAAUAUUCCUUCCAGAUUCACAUCUCAUCUCAUAUAAAGUAAAUGAUUGUAAACUCGGCCCUUAAACACUGUUAUGUUCCCGCUAUCGCAAUGCGUUUCUGUCAUGUUAAUGUCUAUUCUAAUAUCGAGAUAUGAGGCCAUCAGACACUUUAAUUCUAUGUAUGGGAAUAUUUUUGUUUAGCUUUCAAUUAGCGGUGUUUGCACUGCAUGUGAAGGUUAGUGGAUCCAGAGCGGGUGUUAACGACAACAAAGGAAUUAAAGUGAAAGCAGCUGGGUGUCGUCGCGUAGAAAUAAAGAAAGCUAGAAUUCAAAAUAAUUAAUUAGGUGAAAAGGUUGUACGCCUUUAACAGGUGUCCUCUUUGGAAUUUGGAGGGAGCAUAAAUAAAAUAAUAAUGUAAUAGUUAGACAGUUGCACCUCUGCAGGGUGGAGUGGACAUGGAGGCUGCAAGGCCAAACUAAUGUAUGCAGUCACACCGGAGUUCACCUCUCACCUCUUGACCUUUGUCUUGCCUCGGGACAACGAUGACCGGGUCAGCGGCUCACUUUGAGAAAGAUGCACCAUUAAUUUGGGUGACCUCGAAGUCUGAGCUUUCUCUUUCUCUCUUUCUUUCUUUUUUCUUUCUUUCUUGCUUUCUCUUCUUUUCCCAACUACUCUGAGCGCUUUUGUUCUGGUGCUGCUGGGUCUCUGUGUCCACACAAUAAUAUUUCAUCCAGCUGAACAGAGGGGCGACUAGGCCAUAUGAUAAUUGUUCAUAUUAUAAUUCCAUACCAGGCCACAUAAUGCAUUCUUUCCACACCUUAGAGCUAACCUAAUUUUUGCCCUAUCUCUUAUUUUAAUAAGCCAAAAAAUAUGCCCCUGGCUCACUUGAUAAACUGGAUGAAAGAGUCUUUUCACCCAAUAGCUUUUUUUUUUUUAGAUAUAAACUACAGACCUAUUUUUAAUAGCAAAGUUGAAAAAUUAAAGUUACUUGAGCAUACUUGAACACUUAAUAUGAUUCCAUGUCAGAGGCAGCAUAAACAAAAUUUAGAGCAACUAUUCAUAACAUGCUCGCUGAUUAUAUAUUUCAUGCAUAUCUGCUUGAAUAAUUUUUGAAGAAUUUGGACAUUAAUCCCCUCCGAACAAUAUCUUUUAGAAUAUUUGCGUCGUUAAUAUAAACCGAAAGCCAGAGAGGAAUAAAACUUAAGGGUCUGCGGAGGAGCUGGUGACAGUGCAAACAUUUUAAAGUUCUAUUUGUAAUUGAUGCCGAUGAUUUUACAUGCAAGCUGGACUAAAAAUGUGUCGAGUCCAAUUUAUUUUGAAUUUGCAUUUAAACAAAAUACGCACCAUUAGGGUCGCCUUUCUCUAAACAAAAUAGCACAAAGUGGAAUGCUUAACAAAACCAUUAAUGUGUCCGUCUUUUUGUCAUGCAAAUAAGUGUGCACUUGUGAAGGUUAUGAGGAUGAUGAUGAGGGUGAUGAUGAUGAAACAAUGUGAUGAUAAAGGUUUUGACUAUAAAAAUUGUACGUCAUGUUUACUGUUGCUAUAGGUGUGGGUUUUGGGGGGCAGAGAACAUGCCUCCCUUUCAAUGUUUAUUUAUCUGUCCCCCUCAAUAUUUAGAGGACAUGUGCAUUUGUCCCCAAUAUAAACAUUAAAAUAGCAGAGGACUUUUAUUUUGACACAAUUAAAGACAUUUUCAUAAUAAAUUGAUGCUGAAAAGCUACAAAUCGUUGCAUAUAAAUUCACCAGAAUGCAGGAAAUUAAGUGUUUGAUGCUCAACAUUCUUAAACCUCACGUUUCAUUUGUGUCUCCCCAAAAAUGUUGAAACAAAACCCAUGCCCUUGACUGUUCCUUCUGAGAAGUCUGUAAGGUUGACCUUAUUAGAAACUCUUUCAUCAUAUUGUACAAAUAUGUUUCCUUGCCACAGGGCUUCAAGUUACAGAUUGUAAUGUGCACCGAGGAUGUUUGCUGCAGGUGUGCGUUCAGACUUUUCUUUUUUAAUCCAACUUCAUCACAGCUCUACUGUGUAAUAGAUUCACUUAGAAAUACACAACGAUUUAAAAUGUGCGGAGCGGGAAAAAAAACUUAAUGUGAGUUAUAGGGAUGAGGUGAAGGUGAAAAGGCGAGUUGAUUUAUUUUGGGUGAACUAUCACUUUAAUUUCAUUCCAUGGCAGCUCCAGCAUUUGCCUCUCAAUUGAUGAAAGGCAAACCGCAUUGUUUGUUCAGACCUGACAUUUAGUUCGAAACCAUUUGAGUGUGACUCUUCUCUGAUGAAUUUGUGCUCUUCUGUAAUUCCUUCCUGAAGAUGUACGGCUGGCUCACGAGACUGACAGCUGUGCUGCACUUAUACACAAGCAAACACAUGGUAAAUGGAGGAAAAAUAAAACCAGAAUAACUCACCUCAAAAUGUAUUACUGCCACUGGUGGUAACAGUGGUGACAUUGAACAAGUUGGAAUUUUCCCCCAGCUUUAUUUUUCUUUUCCCGUCCUGCGCGGUAAUAAUUUCUCGUAAUGAAAUUCAUUCCAAAAUUCAUUUAAAUCAAUGAGAUAUUUAUAAUGAAGCACAAUAGCUCAAGCAUUAUUUGUAAAAGUGAAGUUACCUGUUACAUUUCUCUGAUAAAACACUCCAAUUGAGAUAUCAAAGUAAAACAUGUAUUAGUUAAUCAUGAAUGAGGCUAUUGACCAUCUUUUGUAUUGUCGUCUAUUGCAAGUUAGCUGAUGUGGGCAGCUGUUACCAUCCUCCCGAGGAGCGCUGCGUGGCAUGAGCAAUGAGAGAACAUAUGCGGCGUACAGCAUAUCUUACACUACAUUUUAAAUUAACACAUAUAAGUGUGUUCCUUCUGAGCUCAUUGUAAUUAAUGCUAAGUUGACCUAAAAUUAACUUAAUGCAUAAUAUGCAUGUAAUAUCCUCACCGGUGCUCAGGGGAACUAAAUCAAUUGAUCAAGUUAAGCUCUUUCUAACUCUACGUGAAGCACUUAUAGAUAGCUCAGUUGUUGUAAUUACAGAUCAUUUGAAUGCUCUCCUCCCUUUUAGUUUUUCUGCUCGUCUGAUUUUACUGUUUUUCUUUAUUUGCAAAGACUUUCAUGCACUAUUAGUCUUUUUGAUUGGGCUCAUUCACAUAUUUGACUACCAAACAAUUUGUGCAUCAAGAAAGUUGAAAUGAAGUGCACCU
Molecule: messenger RNA, 5106 nt
Organism: Epinephelus lanceolatus (giant grouper)
Lineage: Eukaryota; Metazoa; Chordata; Actinopteri; Perciformes; Serranidae
Gene: hoxc1a
Product: homeobox C1a
Biological process (GO): regulation of transcription by RNA polymerase II
Cellular component (GO): nucleus
Molecular function (GO): RNA polymerase II cis-regulatory region sequence-specific DNA binding; DNA-binding transcription factor activity, RNA polymerase II-specific
Source: RefSeq, a predicted model, not a curated record